Messenger RNA from Sclerotinia sclerotiorum 1980 UF-70, 234 nucleotides. RefSeq lists its product as hypothetical. Lineage: Eukaryota; Fungi; Ascomycota; Leotiomycetes; Helotiales; Sclerotiniaceae. The coding region runs from base 1 to 234 and encodes 77 amino acids. The transcript has a single exon. The record is from RefSeq and is a predicted model, not a curated record.
AUGUACCUGGAUUUCCCAAGCAUUGCGUCAUACAUGACUAUCUCAGACCAAACAAAACCCCGCAAAAUCAAAAAAAUCAGUCUCGUCACGGGGGGACGUCCCCAUAACGGAAACACCAAAGAACUCCAAGAGGACAAACAAAACCCCGCAAAAUCAAAAAACCAAUCUCGUCGUGAGGGGACGUCCCCACGCGGAAACACCAAACACCAAGACAAAAGAAACAUCAUGAGGUGA